Mixia osmundae IAM 14324 is the source of this 2070-nucleotide messenger RNA. RefSeq lists its product as uncharacterized. The coding region runs from base 401 to 1636 and encodes 411 amino acids. Gene Ontology annotation, molecular function: iron ion binding; oxidoreductase activity. Gene Ontology annotation, biological process: lipid biosynthetic process. Lineage: Eukaryota; Fungi; Basidiomycota; Mixiomycetes; Mixiales; Mixiaceae. The transcript is spliced from 9 exons. The record is from RefSeq and is a predicted model, not a curated record.
CGAGCAAGUCGUAAUUGUUGUGGGCCAGCACAAAGAGAAGGACGGGCAGCUCCAGACGAGAGCAAAGAGCGCUACACGGAUCAGAAGGCGCGCAAAGACACUGCUAGCAAGCGUUUAUACCCCUCGAGAUUGUCACUCGAGCGCACACAAAGCCACGACUGUUUAUCGCUCUCCAGUCAUCAAAGACCGUCCUUGAGCAGCUCAUCUGACUGUCUGCCCAACCGUACAUAAGCAAGCGAGAGAGUGCAGCCACCUUUGGACGCAAGUAGCAGGACCCGCGGACGAUCAGGCACGGACCUUUGCCCAGUACACUCGAGAGGGAUUGCCACUGUCCCAUUCCGAGCAUUGACAUUGAAUCCGCACCAACCCCGACGCCGGAAGAGCAUACAAGUCAUCAGAGAUGGACAUCAUACUCCGUCAAUGCGACGAACUCUUGCUCGACAGGGUCUGGGCUUAUGUCCUGCCUAGCUCCAUGGCCUCCUCAGCACAUGCCAAUCUGACUCCUACCGCCUCCCUCUCGUCUUACUACGACCAGGCAGUGUCGAGGAGCAGCUUCUACGAGAGCGCAUGGCCGAGAGAUGAUUGGAGGAGGCAGUACAUCUCUCUCUAUGCGAUGGUGCUCGUAUCCAUCUUCACGCUCUACUUUAUCGUUGCCGGUCUAUCCUAUCGCUAUGUCUUCGACAAACGGAUGAUGAAGCAUCCUCGCUUCCUCAAGAACCAAGUCAAGCUGGAGAUUCUCUCUUCCCUCAACGCUUUCCCAUGGCUAGACCUGAUGACGACGCCUUGGUUCUUGGGCGAAGUGAGAGGCUACUCACUUUUAUACGACUCCAUUCACGACUCGCCCUUCGGGCACGGACUGUGGCGGAGCAUCGCCUACAUGGUCCUCAGCAGCGCUUUCUUUCUCUGGUUCACCGACGUCUGUAUCUAUCUUGUCCACCGGGCAGAACACCAUCCGCUCGUCUACAAAAGGAUACACAAGCCUCACCAUAGAUGGAUUAUUCCCACGCCGUUUGCAUCGCACGCUUUUCACCCGUUAGAUGGCUACGCUCAAUCACUACCCUAUCACAUCUUUGCCUACAUUGUUCCGCUGCACAAAUGGCUCUAUAUGGGCCUCUUUGUCUUUGUCAAUCUCUGGUCAAUCUUGAUUCACGAUUCGGACAUGAUUGUCGAUCAUCCGCUCGAACGGUGGAUAAACGGUCCUGCGCAUCAUACCCUGCACCAUAUCCACUUCAACGUCAAUUACGGGCAAUAUUUCGUCUGGUGCGACAAAGCCGGCGGCUCCUUCCGACAACCUGCCAAGACAGACGAUCCUCUGUUGGCAGUCUUGGCGGCCGAAGAGAAGCGCAAAGCGGCCAAAGUCGAGCUUCAAAAACAGAGACAGCUAGCGAUAGAGAUCUAUGAAUCCGAGAAGCUCAAAGAGGCAGAGAUGACGCGGCAGACAAGUGAGAGACUGGCUGCCGAUACAAACAGCGCAGAAGCUUCCGAUGAGGAAGUACAACGGGCGACAAGUAUGGCCAGACUCAGCUCAGCCUCUUCGCUUCGUCACCUGAACGAGUCCAGCUCAUCGGGCAGCUCGAGUGACAGCGACGAGUCGCCUCUCCACUCACCAACGCUACGUCAGCGUAAAGUGGCGUGAUCAUCACGGAAGGGCAGCAGCCUGAUCCACUCGGCUCCGCAAUGUAUGUUGUAACCUUAUUCUGCACUCACACCAUGGUCGUCGGAUCACUUUUACUGUUGCAUCUGCACAUCGGCCUGUGCUGCUACAGUCGCUGCUGAGAUCUGCUCCACGUUGAACCGCUUGCCCGCACCAUCCCAGAGCGUUCCGUCAAUUACGCUGAUGCCAAAGACGUUGCGGUAGACAUCGAUGGAGAUGAUAUGGCUUGACGAGCCAAUGUUGACCUUGCCUCGGGAGCUGGCCGCUUGGCCAUUUUGCUCGGGGACGGCCAAGAUGUCUUGCGCAAUUGCGCCCACCCUCUGCGUGAUGACGUCCCUGUUCAGGGGCGCGGUGUGAUCCCGCACUCUCUGUUCAAUGCGCCAUGUGAUGAAUCCAGGUGUGCGUGAAGGGUCCCA